UACGACGAAGAAGCUGUCAAAAUUUCUAUUUCUCACUGCGCCGUUGGCAAAGUUUGCAUUCCUCGCUACGCUGUUGUUCUUAUGCCAAAGGCAACUUCAAUUUCUGCGGACGACUAACGGUUUUUUCGAUUCCAUGCCGGAACACUCAUUACCGUUGGAAGAACAGGUAGAUAGACAGCACUCGUGUACUAUCUUCUACAAUGUAUACACUGCAGAAGGCCAUAUGAGGCCAGCCCUCACAAUUAUCCGCAGGCAAUUGCACCAAAUCGCAUCGUCUUUGGUGGAGGUGUUCGGCCAAGCAGCGCGAAAGAUUCCUCUCAAAAUCAAUACGAUUGGAUAUAAUGUGAGCACUCGAAGCAUUAUGAGUGCGUGUCGGAGCCAUACCGGACUGAAGUGUCAACACUUAGACCAUUUUUUAGACGGAAAUUUCGAGGAUGUGACGCUUAGUGCUAUACAUGAUCACUGCCAGACGCAGGCUGAUAAUCAUGUUGUCGUGUACGUGCACUCCAAAGGCACUUACCACCCUUCCGAAAAGAAUAACAUUUGGCGUGACCUUAUGACCAAUGCAGUCCUCAGUAAGGGCUGCUUGGAAUUAGGUCGCGGCUACCAGAAUAAUACGGAGAGCAGCUGCAAUGUUUGUGGGUUUUUGUUUCAACCAAUCUGGACGUUCAUGUUUCCGGGAAAUAUGUGGAGCGCACAAUGCGGAUAUGUCCGAAAGCUAAAGCAUCCUAGGCUUUUCAAAGCAAACAUGGACUUUAUUGCAGAUGAUGCCUUAGACUUGAUGCAGCACGGCCACUUUACCAUGAAUUUGGCGCCACCUUUGCCCGUGGAUAUUGGUCGCCUCGGUCAAGGAAGGCAUGCGGAUGAGCAUUGGAUCGGAUCCCAUCCUUCUAUCUUUCCUUGUGAUGUUGCACCAAACUCGAAUUUAUGGAAAUGGGUGUCGCCGCCUCCCGAGGGUUUCGUGCCUGGACACGCUCCUCCGAUAAGAUGGUCUCCUGCGCCUAGGUACAGUAUUUUUGGAGAGUGGGGUUUCUAUCGAGACGAAAACGAAUCGCAAACCAAGCGAAUGCUCCGCACGCCGGAGUGGCGCUCAAGGGAAUAUUUCCUACUUCCUGGCUUUCUCUGGAAAUGGCUUCGCUGGUACAACGAAGUGCCUCCGCCAAAUUCGUUUGUCUGGAAGUGGUUUCCUGAUGGAGAAAUGUGGCUUGAGCGCUCUCGACAAUUAAAUGCUGAACAAUUGCUUACCUAUAUUUCAGGAGCUCUCGACAGUCCUCUUCCGACAGUCGCCACUUUCGAGUCUUCGGUGACAAAUAUUCGUCCGCCUCUUGUGUACUUCAUGCACAUCGAUUUGCCGGCAAAAGAAGAUAAUCAAAACCGGAUUGUGCAACAGCAACUUGCCUAUUUGAGUUCAUCUUUCAAAACGAAUACAACAAUUUUCGUGUACACCAGCGGAGGUCUUUCAUCAUUGGAUACAACAGUGUUAGAAAGCUGGUGUAGGUUACAACAUCAGCUGAACUGUAAACAUGUUCAGCAUUAUCCUGCUGCUCUGGAUAUUAUCACGCAAACGCGUGUGCAAGACUUCUGUCGAUUGCACGAAACCUUUCAAGUCGCAUUUCUCAGUGGGCCUUCUAUACCCAUACAGUCUCUCGAUGCACUUCAUGCGUGCUGGGAAGAUCAUAGAGCAAGUGGAGAAGAGGAAAGCUCAUGUGAUGUGUGUCUAUCCAAUUCCGGGCUAGAGAAUCACGACAGGAUGCUGUGGAUCUCCCAGUGCUCCUUUGUGAAGGACUUGAUUGCUUCGACUGAACAUGCGGCAGCUAUGUCUAGCAGAAAGAUGAGAAAAGAAAUAAAAAUUGGAAAAUACUGGGUUGUAAGCAAGAGACCGAACACAACUGGAGCUGCCCGUGUAUGUUCAUCUGGCUAGGUGAUAAAAAAGUUCUUUAUAAAUGUAAUGCUUCCGUUUCAUUCU
Molecule: messenger RNA, 1966 nt
Organism: Phaeodactylum tricornutum CCAP 1055/1
Lineage: Eukaryota; Bacillariophyta; Bacillariophyceae; Surirellales; Neidiaceae
Exons: 1
Coding region: 134-1921 (595 amino acids)
Source: RefSeq, a predicted model, not a curated record